AUCCAUCAAAUGGAUCGACAGCCUGUGAAAAAAUGGCAGUUGAAAGCCAAUAUCCGGACUACUCUCACUUUGUAUCGCUUCCAUUAGCCAUAUAUCCUGAACUGGUAAACAAACUCAUCAACUUUCAGAACUCAGUUCUUGGAAUUACUGAAGUGUCUAAGUCCCCUACCUCAGAAUCAAAGGCUUCAGAACUAUUUGAGUUGGGAAUUGAGAAGUCCAUCUUUAUUAAUCCAGAAACAUUCCACUUGACUGUGCUCAUACUGAAGCUUUGGAAUAAGGACCGUUUUGAAGCUGCUGCUCAGGUUUUGCGGAGUGUCUCACCAAAAGUACUUGAUGCUUUGGAGAACCGACCUGUGUCUAUAAGACUGAAGGGUUUGGAGUGCAUGAGAGGGUCUCCGGCAAAAGCUUAUGUUGUAUAUGCUCCUGUGGAAGUAAUUGGUGGUGAAGCCCGACUUUUACGUGCUUGUCAGGUCAUCAUUGAUGCGUUCACUGAAGCUGGUCUUGUUCUUGAAAAAGAUGCAAACCGGAAGUUAAAGUUACAUGCCACUAUAAUGAAUGCGGGACACAGGAGAAGCAAAAAUAGAUCAGGAAAUGCUGAUUCCUUUGAUGCACGAGCAAUUUUUGGUCAGUAUGGCUCGGAAGAAUGGGGAGAGUGUCUUUUACGUGAAGCUCAUCUUUCACAAAUGUUUGUGUAUGGUGACGAUGGCUAUUACCAUUGCUGUGAAUCCAUCCCAUUUCCUGAAGGGAUGUAGCCAUGUAGGGUGUGUUUAGUAUGAAGAAAAACAUCUUCAAAAAAAUGUUUCCUAUGGGAAAAUGAGAGUUUCUCUCAUAUUUUCUAGUGUUUGGUAAGCAAGCAUGUGAAUAUGUCAUGUAUACUAGUUGUUGAAGACAUAAAUGAUUUCUCGUUAAUCUGCUAUUUUAGUAUUGUAUUGUUAAAUUUGUUGGUAUGUAAUAACGAAAAGACCCAUUUUAUGUAAAAUACUCAUUUGGUGUGAUUC
Molecule: messenger RNA, 998 nt
Organism: Nicotiana tabacum (common tobacco)
Lineage: Eukaryota; Viridiplantae; Streptophyta; Magnoliopsida; Solanales; Solanaceae
Source: RefSeq, a predicted model, not a curated record